GUACGAGCAAGUAGAAGUACAAAAAAAGUAUGACGAAUCACUUUGCUUUUGUAGUUACUUCAGACUUGUAAUAGUUUUUCAUCGUUCUUACCCGACAGGAGCUCCAGCAUACAUCAACAUCCAUCGACCUACAACCUGAAGUUGGCCUGGGUGGAGAACAACAACCAAGCAGGGGGUCGCGGAACGUGGGCAAUUGAUAGCAUUUCGUGACUACAGGUGGUCGCUUGCGG
Molecule: messenger RNA, 230 nt
Organism: Amoebophrya sp. A25
Lineage: Eukaryota; Dinophyceae; Syndiniales; Amoebophryaceae
Source: the annotation of a GenBank genome assembly